Messenger RNA from Trichoderma asperellum CBS 433.97, 907 nucleotides. NCBI's taxonomy places the organism in Eukaryota, Fungi, Ascomycota, Sordariomycetes, Hypocreales, Hypocreaceae. The record is from RefSeq and is a predicted model, not a curated record.
UUUCAAUUUAUAGACUCUCCUACGAUUGUUAUAAAAGUGACCGUUAAUCCUCACGAUCUCCUAAUGAAUCCAGCCUCGGAACAUCCUGAAUGCAAUUGACUGCAUUCCCUACACUCAUUAAUAAUUCGUUGCGACAUGGCUGUUAUCAGCAAGCUACUGCCUGUGGCAGCUGUCUUGCUAGGUUGCGUGAACAAUGCUGCCGCUCUAGCUGUGCGUGAGCCUGUAGACAGGUUGGACACUUACUACCGUGUUGAGAUUGGCCCUGGUUUCACAAAGACUACCUCGUCACUCACGGACCUGGCUAGUAAACAUGGCUCGGCAGGUAUUGGGAAGCGAGGGCAGGAAGACCACGGCCCCGACUGUGAUUGCAAACUUCACACAGUAUACAUGACGCAGCGGGACUUUGACAAGGUCAAUCGUAGCGAAGGAGCUAUGGACCAGCCUGGCAAUGGAAACUCCGUCGAGAGUGAUAAUGGACCUCGAGGAAAGACUGGUUAUCAAGGUCCACGAGGAUCUCGGUUUGCUAAGGCUGCUCCUUGGCCGUCAAACCAGAAUAGCACCCAGGUAGUCCAGAAUUCUGGUUAUCAAGGCCAGAACAGCGCACAAAGUUAUCAAGGCCAGCAGAACAGCGCACCGACUUAUCAAGGCCAGCAGAACAGCGCACCGACUUAUCAAGGCCAGCCAGAACAGCGCACCGACUUAUCAAGGGCAUGAUAGCGCACAAAGUUAUCAAAGCCAGAACAGCGCACCGACUUAUCAAGGUCAGAAUAACGCACAGAGUUAUCAAGGCCAGAGUAACGCACAAAGCUACCAAGGGCAUGAUAACGCACAAAGUUAUCAAAGCCAGAACAACGCAUCUGGUUAUCAAGGCCAGUAUGGUGAUAAAGGUCAUCAAACCCAAAAUGUC